AUGCAGCCCAAGAAGCCGACCCCAUUUCCAAUGCAACUUUGCAGGGUGCCAUCCACUCCAGGCGACAUCUUGCAUCGCGAUGACUAUUAUGCAAACGCUCUAGGUGUUAGUGACAAGGUGCCAGCAUUUAACAAGAUGUCCGAUUUACUAGAUGCUCUAACACAAACAUUCCUUAAAUUUGGUGAUCUUCCCCUCGAAACCCAGAUGGCUAUUUGGAAGUAUUUCGGCAGAAUCGAGGCAGAAACUCCAAAUGUCAUCAAAAUCUACAAGCAAGUACUGAUUGAACCAACCGAGGGUCCGUUGGAGAAACAUUUCAAGAGCAGAAAGUAUAUGACAGUCCGUAUCACGUCCCAAGAGGUGGCCUACAAAAUACCUACUAUCAUGUCUGUCUGCGUUGCAUCUCGAGCAAUUGGCAAGCAGUUGUAUUUGAAUGAAUUCAAGACGAUUCCCAUGGGUUCCAUCAAUGCGCGGUUGACAUACUUCAAUGAAGACAAGGAUAUCGUUGUUCUCGACGACAUGUAUAUUCUUCAAGAAUGGCGUUACAAUCGACAAACCGAUUCCGAAAUGGAUCGUUACCCUUAUCCAGGACAAAGUCAGCACGCAAUGGAGCCAGUAAGAAGAAGAAUCAACAUUAGACAUCUUGUUGUCGAUGGUUUGUUACAAUCUCCUUACAUGUGGAGAAUGUUGGGAAGAUUCUACGAUUGCGAAACCAUUAUUGUGGCGUCGAAUAGAUCGAUUGUCAGUCAACCUUUCAGCGAUGCUGACCUUUUCGAGCCGGAUCGUGUGUUCUUACAUCGUCUGCGGGAUGUUCUUCGUGGCUUUUGGGUCAAUGAACGAGAGGGCCCCUUUGUGAGAACUGAUUAUCGUUUUAAACCUGUCCGCCCCUCGGUCGUCGAACCAAGUUGGGAUCCUGCUGAUACGACGAUUUCUAACCCUAUUCUACUGUUCUGGUUGCCUAGAAAUAUCAUGAAUGACCUGACAACCCAGUAUCCUGCUAUCAGACAACAACCAAAGACAUUCAACGACAGCAGCGAAUACCCUUUGAUGAUCAACUCCAACUUUUCUCAUCUUCAUGCUGCUCAAUUUGAUCAUCCAUGGAACACCUAUGUUGGUUGA
Messenger RNA from Sclerotinia borealis F-4128, 1116 nucleotides. NCBI's taxonomy places the organism in Eukaryota, Fungi, Ascomycota, Leotiomycetes, Helotiales, Sclerotiniaceae. The record is from the annotation of a GenBank genome assembly.